ACUUGCGCCAAGCCCAUAAGCCCAAAUAACAAACAUACAGGCUAACCUCCUCAGUCUUCGGUCGGCUUAUAUUCGCUGGCCGCUACUCUCUUCUAAUUUGCUGCCUCCCGCCACUCAGACUCGCAUAAACAAACUCAGAGUUUUUUGCUUUUGUGCCCUAAUAAAUCUUCUCUCUGCUUCUUCUGAAUCAUCACAGCAUGGCUAGAGAAGCUUUCACAGACUCCAUGAACCUAAAAGUUCAAGAGCUCUUAAAGGAGGUUAAGUUAAACUACUCUCCGGCCACUACUAAGCACGUCGACGACGUCGUUUCAUCCAUUCGACAAGUCAUUGAUAAAAUCCCCGAUGAUAUUCAGGUUACUGCUGACCUGGCACCAGGUUUUGUUAAAGACAUUCGUGCUGAUAAAGUGAAUUUCAAGUUUAAGAAGCCGAAAUCGAUUGAAAUUACUGGCAGUUAUUCGUACAAAUGUAUUGCGAGACCUGAUGUGAAUGUUGAUGUUUUCGUUCAAUUGCCUAAGGAAUGUUUCCAUGAGAAAGACUAUUUGAAUUAUCGAUACCAUGCCAAAAGGUGCCUAUAUCUUUGUCUGAUUAAAAAAUAUUUGAAGCGUUCUUCACUAUUUCAAAAAGUUGAAAUGUCUGCCUUUCAGAACGAGGCUCGAAAACCUGUACUUGUUCUGUAUCCAGCUGAAAACUUUGGUGAAACUCCAUUGACUUCAAUAAGGCUGAUUCCCACCGUAACAUCUCUCUUUAACGUUUCUAAGCUUAACAUGCAACGCAAUAAUAUCCGUGCAUCGAACCAAGCUGUUGAUGCUACACCUAUGUACAAUAGCAGUAUUUUAGAAGAUAUGGCGUUGGAAGAGAAUGCAAACUUUAUCAGCAGUACAUUUCAUGAAUGGAAGGAAUUAGGCGAGGCCCUAGUUUUGUUAAAGGUCUGGGCUCGGCAGAGAAGUUCUAUAUAUUCUCAUGAUUGCAUAAGUGGGUACCUGUUAUCUACUAUUAUGGCAUAUCUUGCAACAGUUUCUGGUAAAAAUCGCAUCAGCAAGUCAAUGAACACGAUUCAGAUAUGUCGUCAUACAUUGGAUUUCAUUGCCAAUUCAGGUGUAUGGAAAAAGGGUAUUUUUUUCAAACACAAGGUGGAAAACAAUAUACUAACGGAGGAGGAAAGGGAGAUAUAUUUGCAGUCAUUUCCCGCAGUUCUCUGUCAUUCCUCACAAUUUAAUGUUGCAUUCAGAAUGUCAAAAAGUGGUUUGCAAGAGCUUCAAGAUGAGGCUUCUCUGGCAAGAAAUUGCUUGGAUAAGUGCAGGGAUGGUGGAUUUGAUGAAUUGUUUAUUACCAGCAUUGACUUUGCUGUUAAAUUUGAUCACUGCAUUAGAUUAAACUUGAAGGUAAAUGUACAAGAUGAUGCGCCUGGAUUUUCUCUGGACAACGAGUGUUGGAGAACUUAUGAGCAUAAGGUACAUUCAUUGAUGCAAGAAGCAUUAGGAGAAAGAGUGAAGUUGGUGCGAGUUAUCUGGAGAAACAUGGCAUCAGAGUGCAAUUUUGAAAAUGGUUUAUCAACGUUUGAUAGAGAGGCACUGAAAAUUGGAAUUUUACUCAAUAAAGAUGAAGCUUUUAAUAUGGUUGUCAAGGGUCCCAAUUCUGAAAACGAAGACGAGGUUCAAAAGUUCUGUAGAUUUUGGGGAAAUAAGGCAGAACUUCGAAUUUUUAAAGAUACUGGAAUCAGAUAUUGUGCUGCUUGGGAAUGCAAGCCAUCCGAAUUGCAUCUUGUUAUGAAACGGAUUACGGAGCAUAUAUUGGUGAAGCAUCUAUCACUGUUAAGAGAAAACAUCACUUACAUUGUGGAUCAGCUUGAUUUUUCUUUGGUACUGGGGAAUGAAGAUCCAACAUGUUAUAAUGGACAUUUGCUUGAAGCAUUUAACAAACUUUCAAAGCACUUGCGUGAGCUCAAUGACAUUCCUUUAACAAUAUCUAGUGUGCAGCCUCUCGAUCCAGCUUUCAGGGGCACAUCUGUCUGCCCGCGGCAGCCUCAUCCAUUAGCUUCUAAAGAUUAUGUCAAUAGGAAAAAGAUAAAAUUUAGUCCAACUUGUAUACAACCAGUGGAAGUUCUUAUCCAGUUGGAAGGUUCUGGGAAUUGGCCAGUAGAUGAUGUUGCUAUUGAAAAGACCAAAUCUGCUUUUAUUCUGAAAAUAGGGGAGAGUCUCCAAAAGAAUUUUAAUAUGAGAUUUACUGCUACUGAGGAUGAUGUGGAUGUUCUCUUUUCCGGAUAUGCAUUCCGUCUGAAAAUACUGCAUCAGAAAGGCCUGAACUUGGUGAACAGACAAUCCAAAAUUGAUCAAAACAAAAGGAUCUCUUCCACGGACAGGAAACUUUUUCUUCUCAGCCAGCACGCUAGCAUGAUUAAUGGUUUACGGGGCCGGUAUCCUAUAUUUGAGCCUGUUGUUCGGCUCGCUAAGCGUUGGGUUUCUGCGCACCUCUUCUCGGCUGUUUUAGCAGACGAGGCAGUUGAGCUACUAGCUGCAUAUCUAUUUACCAAUCCUCUGCCGUAUUCUGUUCCAUGUUCACGGAUUACUGGAUUUUUAAGAUUUCUGCGUCUACUCUCAGAGUACGAUUGGACUUUUUCUCCUUUGGUUGUUGACAUAAAUGGUGAUCUUAAUCCAGAUGAUAUGAAGGAGAUAAAUGAGAAAUUCAAUUUAAGUAGAGACACAUCUGGAGAAGAAACGAGAAGUACACAUUCUGCCAUGUUUUUGGCAACAACUUAUGAUAAGUUCUCUGAAGCAUGGAGCACAUCAUCUCCGAGCUCAAUGGAGCUCAAAAGACUGGCGGCAUAUGCAAGAAGCAGUUCAAAUCUGUUGACCAAGUUAGUAUUGCAGGAUCAACUUGAUUCUUAUGGCUGGGAGUGCAUUCUUCGUACUCCUUUGAACAACUACGAUGCGGUUAUUCUGCUCCACAGAGACAAGUUGCCUUACCCUGAGCGCCUUCUCUUCCCAUCUGAAGUCAAUCAAGGGAAACUAGUGGUCCAAGCUAAAGCAAGUAAGCUAUUUCAACCGUUCAUUUCUUCUGUGGAUACGAAAGUGAACAUAGAAGAACUCCAAAGAAAGCUGAUGGUAGAUUUUGAUCCAUCAAGGUGUUUAAUUGAAGAUCUGGAGAGGAGAUUCCCCGAUUGCUUUAAGGUGUGGUAUGAUUCCUUAGGAGGUGAUGCAAUUGGUGUUACGUGGAAUCAAGAGGGUUUAAAGAAACGCGGACGAGAUGCUGGAAAGGAAGAAAUAAACCUACUCGAUGAACUAAAGGCCGUUGGUCAUGUUGGGAAAGGUUUUGUGAGGAAAAUCUACUCUCUAAAAGCACCUAGGCUUAAUUAGUUAUGAUAAUCUCAAAAAGUUGCGGAGUUGAUGCACAGUUAUAUAUUUUUUGUACGACCAUUGGUGAUGUGCUGUGGAUCCUUCUCAAAAAGUUGCAGAGCUGAUGCACGUCCAUAUAUUUUCGUAAGACCCCUGGAUGAUGUAGCUGGAUUUCCACAGCUCUGUGUCGCUGAAUUUUUGGAAAGAAGUUUUCUUUUGUCAUAUGUAAUAUGUUUUCAUUGUAGACAAGGUAUACAUAGAUGAAGAACUAAAGAUGAUUGCUUAUCGAUACAAGUGGAGUCCAUAAAUUUUUGUUCUUCGCGUGUAUUUCUUUUAUCUGGAAAUAUUGGUUAUUCCCCAA
Daucus carota subsp. sativus is the source of this 3693-nucleotide messenger RNA. RefSeq lists its product as uncharacterized. The coding region runs from base 198 to 3353 and encodes 1051 amino acids. Gene Ontology annotation, cellular component: CURI complex; UTP-C complex; small-subunit processome. The record is from RefSeq and is a predicted model, not a curated record. NCBI's taxonomy places the organism in Eukaryota, Viridiplantae, Streptophyta, Magnoliopsida, Apiales, Apiaceae. Gene Ontology annotation, biological process: tRNA export from nucleus; rRNA processing. The transcript is spliced from 26 exons.